Loa loa (African eye worm) is the source of this 1278-nucleotide messenger RNA. RefSeq lists its product as hypothetical. The coding region runs from base 1 to 1278 and encodes 425 amino acids. NCBI's taxonomy places the organism in Eukaryota, Metazoa, Nematoda, Chromadorea, Rhabditida, Onchocercidae. The record is from RefSeq and is a predicted model, not a curated record. The transcript has 8 exons.
AUGUUCAUGUGUCGAUGCUGUAAUUGGGCAUAUCCUGAUAAGACAAGCUUACAUAUACAUAUGCAGAGUAUGUUGCGGAAUGGUACUCCUGGUGACGUUUCUGUUCUUGCCAGAAGUUCUAGCGAUGGUCCGGGAAUGGCUGGAGUCGUGGGAGAAAUGUCACCGAGAGAGCUUGAAGGAAGUCCAUCAGUAAGUCCUCCAGAAACCUGUGGAAAUGAAUCACCACCAGGCGAACAAACACAUACUAAAAGUUCAUUAUUUGGUAAUAGUAAUGGUUUACUGGACGGAUCCAUAUUUCCGGCGACGCUCAAUAAUACCGAUAGUUUAUUUCGAUUUACAGCCAAGCCAGAUAAUUUGCUAACACAAAUGAGCAUGGAUACCAGUAGUCAAAACAACUGGUUGACAGCAUGGUUGGCAAAUAAUGCUUUUACUGUGGCGCCUUUCAAUUCUACUAAUUUGUUGACAGUGACAAGUAGUGUAGAGGGUAUAAAUUUGCAAAAAAAGGGAACGACAACAACAAAUAUAACUUUGAAAGUGGAAUCGAAGGAGGAUGAACAAAUUUCAACUGGCAUUGAUAUCAGUGCUGCUAAGACCACCUCCCUUGCAUCUCCAAGUAAAACACCAAAUUCCACCUCUUCGCAGGAAUGUAAGCGAUCGGUGAAUGGAAGCUCAUUGGAUGAUUUACUUGAAAAGAAAGGUCUAAGUGUUACUCGCAAUCAUCGAAAUAAACGGAAAGCCAGCAAUCCUCAACAACUACGGGCGUCAACAGCUUUUGUUGGUGCAGACGAUGAAGACGAUGAAGGAUUUGCUGCACUACCACAAAAGCAGAAUAUCGUUGAUACAAAUACCAAAAUAGACGACUGCGGUAAAUCAGUCAACGGUGGGCUUCCUCCAACGGCAACAGCAGCAACAGUGUGCAGAACAACCUCGAAUGGUGUUACACUGGUUGAUGCUUCCACUAGCCCUAUUAAGAGCUGUGACUGCACGGUGCUAAAAGCCAAACAUGGCGUAGCAGAAACGAGAAAUCAGUCCCCUGAUACGAAAAUUUUGAAUCAUGAAGUGGAAACUGACCGCCUGGAUAUUCAGUUAACGGGACUGGACAUAACACUACGACAAUUUGAACAUGAAAAGGAAGAGCUCAGACAUCAAAUUGAGAUAUUUGAGGAAAUUUUAAUUGGUUAUCAGCAAAGUGCAUUAGCAGCUUUGGCGCUCUUACAAAAUGGAGGUCCAGAUGCAAUCCCAGCAAUUAAAAAAUUGAUGGAAAAUUUGCUACAAUAA